This is a messenger RNA of Prionailurus viverrinus (fishing cat), 1362 nucleotides long. RefSeq names its product membrane bound O-acyltransferase domain containing 4 (gene MBOAT4). Gene Ontology annotation, cellular component: endoplasmic reticulum membrane. Gene Ontology annotation, molecular function: serine O-acyltransferase activity. The coding region runs from base 55 to 1362 and encodes 435 amino acids. The record is from RefSeq and is a predicted model, not a curated record. Lineage: Eukaryota; Metazoa; Chordata; Mammalia; Carnivora; Felidae. Gene Ontology annotation, biological process: lipid modification; peptidyl-serine octanoylation. The transcript is spliced from 3 exons.
GGAAGGCACCUGUUAAGGACUCUGGAAAGGACAGCAUCUUUGUCCCAGUUCACAAUGGAUUGGCUUCAGCUGUUCUUCCUCCAUCCUGUAUCACUUUAUCAAGGGGCCGCUUUUCCUUUUGCACUUCUGUUUAAUUAUCUCUGCACUAUGGAUUCAUUUUCCACCCCUGCCAGGUACCUCUUUCUCCUGGCUGGAGGCGGGGCCCUGGCCUGGGCUGCUAUGGGUUCCUUCGCCGUGCUUGUCCUCAUCCCUGCUCUGUGCGCCGGGGUUCUGAUUUCCUCUCUCGGCCCCCGGGAUGUCCACAGGUGGGCUUUCUUCUUUCAGAUGAGCUGGCAGACGCUGUGUCACCUGGGUCUGCACUAUACUGAAUAUUACCUGCAAGAACGUCCUUCCAUGAGGUUCUGCAUCACUCUUUCCUCCCUCAUGCUCUUGACCCAGAGGGUCACAUCCCUCUCUCUGGACCUUUGUGAGGGAAAAGUGAAGGCAGAAGCAAGAGGCAUCAGGGGCAGAAACUCUGUUCUUGAACAUCUGUGGAAGACAUUGCCCUAUUUCAGCUACUUGCUCUUUUUCCCUGCUCUCCUAGGAGGCUCCCUGUGUUCCUUCCAGAGAUUUCAGGCUCGUGUUCAAGGGUCCAGCAGUUUGGGUCCCAGGUGCUCUGUCUGGGCUCUGACCCGGAUGGGUCUGCAGAUUCUGGGCCUCGAGUGCCUAAAGGUGGUCCUGAGGAAGGUGGUGGGUGCAGGAGCAGGUCUGACUGACUGCCGGCAACUCCAGUGCAUCCGUGUCAUGUGGUCCACAGCCGAGCUCUUCAAACUCACCUACUAUUCCUGCUGGAUCCUGGAUGAUGUGCUCCUCCAUGCAGCAGGCUUUGGACCUGAAUUCGGUCAGAGCCCUGCUGGGGAGGGAUAUGUCCCUGAUGCGGACAUUUGGACACUGGAAACAACCCACAGGAUAUCCCUGUUCACGAGAAAGUGGAACCAAAGCACAGCUGGGUGGCUCAGACGCCUCAUAUUCCAGCACGGCAGGGCCUGGCCGUUGCUGCAGACAUUUGCCUUCUCUGCCUGGUGGCACGGGCUCCAUCCAGGACAGGUGUUUGGUUUCCUCUGUUGGGCUCUGAUGGUGGAAGCUGAUUACCUAAUCCACACCUUUGCCAACUUGUCUAUCAGAUCCUGGACGAUGCAGCUGCUCUAUAGAGCUGUCACCUGGGCCCACACCCAGCUCAUCAUUGCCUAUAUAAUGCUGGCAGUGGAGGUCAGGAGCCUCUCCUCUCUCUGGCUGCUGUGUAAUUCUUACAACAGUGUCUUUCCCAUGGUGUAUUGUGUUUUGCUUUUUCUAUUAGCGAAGAGAAAGCAUAAAUUGACCUGA